Clonostachys byssicola is the source of this 1320-nucleotide messenger RNA. The record is from the annotation of a GenBank genome assembly. NCBI's taxonomy places the organism in Eukaryota, Fungi, Ascomycota, Sordariomycetes, Hypocreales, Bionectriaceae.
AUGAAACUGGGAUUUAUUUUCUUCGUUCUCACGACCGUCUCCUCAGUACUCGCAUCCCUAGAUCGGCCUUUCUUUGUUGGCCUUGGGCUGCUGAAGAGUCGAAUCCCGCGGUUCAUCACCAGCUUAGACCAUCCGUACGUCAAAGAAAAUCAACAUGCCAUUGAAAGCCUAAGCGACCCCGUCCAAUUUUUCUGCUAUCCCGAAUCGCAGCUGCGAGCCCUUCUCCCACCAGUACCGGACGACAUAUUCAAGAAGCUGAGCCUUGACGACCACAAAUGGGAUCACACAGUCGAGAUCCUAUCCGGCUUUCUGGAUUGCCCUUUGGCCGUAGAGGAGCUUGAAGAACUACAAGUGAAGGUCAGCUCUGCAUCACCUAGUAAAUAUUCUCAAACUGCAAUAAAAACCUUCACCCUCUUUACCCGACUAUUCAAGGAAGCUAUACAGCUUAAGACUCUGGCUUGGAUGGAUCCGUCUCCGGAAUUCGAUUCGCAUGAUGCGACAUCGGCGUUGCAUAAAUACUUGACGGACCAAAAUCUCAAUCUUCCAAGCGUCACUACCUUGAUUCUUGGUCCUAACGCGGAGUUCUUUGUGGCCGCGGCACCCAAACUACAGAAGAUAUCCUCAGCGCCGGGUUUUGCAUGGUCGUGGAGCGGGUUCAAUCAUUUUUACCGCUAUGAAAAUGGGCCACAGCGGCGACUUGUGCGAUCUCUGGACUCAGCAAAGCAACUAGAGAACGUUGAUCUGGGCUUCAGCUUUAGUAAGGACUCAACUGCUGAACUUGUUAAAGCAGCCCCAGGAGUGAAGACGCUGUCGUUAGAGGAUUUCUGUGAUGAGGGUCGGCAGUAUGGUGAAGCUGGCCGUGAAAAUUUCAAGGCCAUUCUUUCCGAGCUGGCCAAGUUGGAGAGCUUGACUGUACUUAGCCUGCCCCACGUAAACUACUUGGGUAUUGGCUCGUUUCCAGAACCUGGCUUCCGUUGUGGAAAUGCAUAUUUUGGGAUUGAAGGAUCCAAGUAUGGACGGAGCGAACUUCUUCAAGAAAUCCAAGCAACAGAAGAAGCUGCUGAUAUAAUUCUCCAAGCACUCCCGCAACUCACAAAGCUCUGCAUCAGGGAGUGUGCCGACGUCAAAGCAGGCAAGAUCGUUCGAUGGCCUUGGACUGGACGGCUGAGAGAUUAUGUACUUCAAUCCUGGCCCAGACUUGAUGGGACGGAUCCGGAAGAUGAUGGGAAGGAAGAUCUAGAUGGUCCGGUGCUCUACACGUGGGAGGAGGACGAAGAAUGGUUCUCGACAUCCAAAAAGCACAGUAUUGAUGAACUAUGA